AUGUACCUCACACUGUACCACCUUGUCACCCGCCUCCCUGACUCCCUUCGCUCUGUCAGGGACCAGUUCCUUGCCCUCUCCCCCACUGACCUCACUGUCGAUCUCCUCGAGAAGGAACUCCUAGCAGCUGAGAAGAGCAUUGUAGCUGUAGGUGCCUCUCGUGGUGACCCCCGCACCCCCUUCUUUGAGGGGUGCUCCCCCUCCCCCCUCCUCCCCUCCAUUGCCUCUGCUGCUGCUGUCGGCUACCUCGGAGCUGAGGGAGUCGGGGCCGCGUCUGCUCCUCGUGGGAGACGCAAGGGCGGCAGGGGCAAGGGGGGCAGGGGUGGUGGAGAUGGACGAGGGGGCGGCGGCAGUGGAGGUGGUGGGGUGGGCGGGGGGUGGGAGUGGCGCGGGUGGUUGGGGGGGGCAGUGGCGGCACAGGCGGUGGCGGUGGUGGGGGUGGUGGGGGCGGUGGGGGCGGUGGAGGCGGUGGAGGCAGUGGUGGCGGUGGUGGAGCGGUGCAGUUGUUGA
Molecule: messenger RNA, 510 nt
Organism: Closterium sp. Naga37s-1
Lineage: Eukaryota; Viridiplantae; Streptophyta; Zygnematophyceae; Desmidiales; Closteriaceae
Source: the annotation of a GenBank genome assembly